Molecule: messenger RNA, 1596 nt
Organism: Melospiza georgiana
Lineage: Eukaryota; Metazoa; Chordata; Aves; Passeriformes; Passerellidae
Gene: C6H14orf39
Product: chromosome 6 C14orf39 homolog
Exons: 16
Coding region: 1-1596 (531 amino acids)
Biological process (GO): spermatogenesis; homologous chromosome pairing at meiosis; meiotic DNA double-strand break processing involved in reciprocal meiotic recombination
Cellular component (GO): central element
Source: RefSeq, a predicted model, not a curated record
AUGAGUGGCAAGGUUUCGAUCAGCUUGGACAAAAUUCUGGUCAAGUUUGCUUCCCAGAUAGAAAAGAUUCACAGUGCUAAGGAACAUGUGGACCAUCAGAUAAAUUCGUACACUGCAGAAAUCACAGAAAAAAAGAAUGAAAUUGCUUGGUUGGAGGAAAAUAUAAAGAAAAGCAAUGAGGCAAUUGCUGAUUUGCAAAAGCACAACGAGAACAGCAAGAGGCACUGUGAUGCCUGGAAGUCCACCUAUGUAAUUCUUAAAAAGCAUGGAGAAUAUUUGAACAAUGAAAUGAAAGCUUUAGAGGAAGCCACAGAAACUGAGAGGAAAUUAUAUGAGGAUUCCAUAACCCAGUGUAGGAUGAAUUUGGAGGAACACCACAAAAAAUAUACAGAAACUGCUCUGGCCCAGAAGUAUUACCAAAUAAAGGAAGAAGUUGAAGAAAUUCAAAAGAGAGUUUUGAAAUGCCUUGAAAAAUACAAAUGGAAAGAAGAUGCUUGCUUGGAUAUUCUGGAGGCUGUUCCUUUUGCAUCCAUAAAUAAUUGGGCUGUACACAUUGCCUCUAUGAGGAAAAAAACACAGGAAACCCUGCAGCUUGCUGAAGCUGCUGCCCAGGAAACCAUCAAACUGGAAAAAGAAGCUGAAGAAUUACAAAUGAAAUGUGACUAUUUAACAAAGAGCUUCAAAGAGACUAAAGAAGAUCAAAAUAAUUCCGAAAAGAUUGAAGGAAAAAAUCAGAAAAGUCUUGAGAAGCCAGAACUGUUUAAAGAAAGGGUGUUUGAAGAGCGUGAAUGCCCAUCUUUGCCAAAGGGGAAACACCAGCUGUUUAAAACAUUGCAUGUCCCAUGCAUUCCUCAGAAAUUUGUCCAGUCUGUACAGAGUUUUCGAUUCUCAAAGCAAAGACCAGAAACAGGGAAAGAAGAAAAAGAGAAAUCAGUGGAACUUUCAGUGGCCACCAGCAGUUCCUCUAACCUGGCAAAAAAUUUAUCACAGACAAUGGUUAUUGAGACUGCAGGGACUAAUCGCCCAGAAAUUGCCCAAGUUCCAUCAACAGUAAGCAUAAAAAACCAAGUGAAAUUCAGACUGUCAGAUCUUCCAAAGCAGUUGACUUCCUAUCAACAGUUUGAGAGUGGAAAUGCAAGAAUGGCAAGCCAGGAGGCCAAACAUGUCGAUGAAGAAGCAGAUGAGCACAUGGACUGUUUCAUUCAAAAUUUAGGUUGUGAAGAAGGAACAUCAAAAUUUCCUGCUUUCUUUUCUCACAUGAACUUCACCCAGAAGUCACCUGGCUUUAAUUUAUUUGAUUCUUCUCUGUUUGGAGCACAAAAUUCAUCUGAUGAGACAGAGGAAAAUUAUCCUGUGGGCAACCUGAACUCUCUGUCCUCACAUGAAGAUAUUGGAAGCUUCUUUGGGAAACCAGAAAAUGAGGAUGCAUUUGCCUUUCCCUCCCCCUUGGAAUCAACUUCUCAUGCAUUUGGAGAUGGAAAAGAUGAUGUUAGCUUUCCAUUUGCAUUUGGACAGGAUCAGAGAUCACCACAGUCUCCUUCUAUGAAAGGUUUUCAUUUUUCCACACAAAAUACAAAGCCAUUUACAUUCUUUUGA